Molecule: messenger RNA, 6429 nt
Organism: Saccoglossus kowalevskii
Lineage: Eukaryota; Metazoa; Hemichordata; Enteropneusta; Harrimaniidae
Molecular function (GO): iron ion binding; iron-sulfur cluster binding; oxidoreductase activity, acting on the CH-NH2 group of donors, NAD or NADP as acceptor
Source: RefSeq, a predicted model, not a curated record
GUGUUCUCAUUGAGAAAGCAGUCCACUCAUCGGAUCCAACAUGAAGGCUAUAGAUUCUACAUAUGUAACCUGUCAGCAGAUACUAUAGUAUAUAAGGGGCAGUUAACAACUCAUCAGUUAUGGCUGUAUUUCAAAGAUCUCCAAGAUGCAGAUUAUGAAACACACAUAGCAUUGGUUCAUAGUAGGUUCUCUACCAACACAUUUCCUAGCUGGGAACGAGCACAUCCAAAUAGAUAUUUGGCUCACAAUGGUGAAAUUAACACAUUACGUGGUAAUGUGAACUUGAUGAAAGCCAGAGAGGGUGUUAUGAAAAGUAAGAAAUUUGGCGAUGAACUCAAGAAAUUAUACCCAGUUGUAGAAGAUGGGUUAUCUGAUUCUGGAUGUGUGGAUACUGUGCUCGAGUUCCUUAUAAUGGCGGGUGGUAGAUCCCUGCCUGAGGCUAUGAUGACUAUGGUACCAGAAGCCUGGCAGAACGAUGUUUUGAUGACUAAAGAGAAAAAACAGUUUUAUAAAUGGAGUUCAUUUGCCAUGGAGCCAUGGGAUGGACCAGCUUUAUUUACAUUCACGGAUGGUAGAUACAUUGGGGCUAUAUUAGAUCGGAAUGGGCUUCGUCCAUCUAGAUAUUCUAUCACUAAAACAGGACAAAUGUACAUGGCUAGUGAAGUUGGUGUUACUAAUGUUCCUGACAAUAAUGUCACGCAAAAGGGUCGUUUGCAGCCUGGUAGAAUGUUACUUGUGGACACUAAAGUUGGAUCUGUCAUCAAGGAUGAAGAAGUGAAGAAAUAUGUCUCUACAUCAAGACCGUUUGGUGACUGGCUAAAUUUCCAGAUUGGAUUAGAAGAAUUACAUGCUGCUCACAAAAAACCUGACAUCAUUAAUAAUGUAGUUGAAAAGGAGCGUGUACCUGUGGAAACUGAUCGUAGAUUAAUAAUGUUUGGCUAUACAGUGGAGCAUAUUAAUAUGCUGGUCUUGCCAAUGGUUAAAGAUAGAAAAGAAGCACUGGGAUCUAUGGGAAAUGACACUCCGUUAGCAUGUCUAUCUACAAGAAAUCCUCUGGUGUAUGAAUAUUUCAAACAACUAUUUGCACAAGUCACCAAUCCUCCAAUUGAUCCAUUCAGAGAAAAGAUUGUGAUGUCUUUGGCUUGUCCUAUUGGUCCUGAAGACAAUAUCUUGGAACCAAGUGCAAAGCAGUGUCAAAGGUUGUUUCUACAACAACCAAUAUUGACGUUGAAAGAUUUGGAGGUUAUUAAAGCUACCACUUACAAUGGAUGGAAGACGCAUGUUAUUGACAUUACAUAUCCAGUGUGUGAUGGUAAGGGUGGAUUGGUACCGGCUUUAGAUAGAAUUUGUGAAGAGGCAGCAUCUGCAGCAAGGAAGGAUUAUACUAUAAUAGUACUGUCUGAUAGACUUGCUGGCAAAGAUAGAAUUCCUGUCAGUUCAUUAUUGACUGUAGGGGCUGUCCAUCAUUAUCUAAUUAAAGAAAGGCUAAGAAUGAAAGUCGGUGUCAUCAUUGAAAGUGGAGAAACACGUGAAGUUCAACAUCACUGCGUGCUGCUAGGUUAUGGAGCUGAUGGAAUCUGUCCAUAUUUGGUUUUUGAGACAAUUUCUUCACUACGACAACAUGGACUGCUGGAUUCUUCUCUAACUGAUGAUAUAAUAAGUGAUAAUUACAUAGCUGCUACUGAGAGAGGUAUUUCUAAAGUGAUGGCAAAGAUGGGCAUAUCAACUUUACAGAGUUACAAGGGUGCCCAAAUAUUUGAAGCUGUUGGCUUGAGUGAUGAAGUGGUUAGUAAGUGUUUUAUAGGAACUGCAUCCAGAAUUGGUGGCUGUACUUUUGAAGUGCUUGCAGAGGAGGCUCUACAGCGUCAUGUGAUUGCAUAUUCAGAUAGAAGCUGUGAUAAUCAAAUUAUCUUGAACCCUGGGAAUUACCACUGGCGUAGUGGUGGUGAGAAGCAUAUCAAUGAACCAGAAAGCUUGGCUAAUUUACAAGAUGCUGCCAGAACUAGCAGUAAACAUGCGUAUGACAAAUUUAAAGAAUCCGCUAUGAAUGCAGUCAAAUAUUGUUCACUUCGAGGUCAACUUGAUUUGAAAUUUCCAGAAGUUCCUAUUGAUAUAAGUGAGGUUGAGCCAGCUGCUAAUAUUGUGAAAAGAUUUGCUACUGGAGCGAUGAGUUUUGGGAGUAUUUCUUUGGAAGCACAUUCCACAUUAGCCAUUGCUAUGAAUAGAAUGGGAGCAAAGAGCAAUACAGGUGAAGGUGGAGAAAAUGCAAACCGUUAUCUGAACCAAGAAGAAGGAAAUAGCAAAAGGUCAGCUAUUAAACAAGUGGCAUCUGGAAGAUUUGGUGUGACUAGUUCGUAUCUAGCUAAUGCCGAUGAUUUACAGAUUAAAAUGGCUCAAGGAGCUAAACCAGGAGAAGGUGGUGAACUGCCCGGGUACAAGGUAUCUGAAGCUAUUGCUGCCACUCGUCAUUCCGUGGCUGGUGUUGGUUUGAUUUCACCCCCACCUCAUCAUGAUAUUUACUCUAUUGAAGAUUUAGCUGAGCUGAUUUAUGAUUUGAAAUGUGCCAAUCCGCAAGCAAGAAUCAGUGUUAAAUUGGUAUCAGAGGUUGGUGUUGGGGUGGUUGCAUCCGGAGUUGCCAAGGGUAAAGCUGAGCACAUAGUGAUAUCUGGACAUGAUGGAGGAACUGGGGCUAGUAGUUGGACUGGUAUUAAACAUGCUGGGUUACCAUGGGAACUUGGUAUUGCAGAAACACAUCAAGUGUUGGUUAUGAAUGAUCUGAGAUCUCGUGUUAUUUUACAGACAGAUGGACAGCUUAGAACAGGUCGUGAUGUUGUUAUUGCUGCGUUACUGGGUGCAGAUGAAUUUGGAUUUUCUACCGCUCCACUCAUAACAUUGGGUUGUACAAUGAUGAGAAAAUGUCAUCUGAAUACAUGUCCUGUUGGCAUAGCAACUCAGGAUAACGCUGUAAUAGAAUCAUGUAAAGACAUUCUGAGUGGUGUGAAAAUUGAACCCAUACACAUAAAUCUGAAGAUUAACAAUGAAAUCAGAACAUUUGCUACAACAUUAAGCUAUUAUGUUUCAAAGUCAUUUGGUGAAGAAGGACUGCCUGAUAAAACUAUUAAUAUCAAGCUAACUGGAACUGCUGGUCAAAGUUUCUGUGCUUUUAUGGCUAAAGGUAUACAUGUUGAAUUAGAAGGUGAUGCAAAUGACUAUGUAGGAAAGGGCUUGUCGGGUGGUGAAAUUGUAGUCUACCCUCCCCAUGAUUUGCCUGAUUCCUUUCAAACCCACAAGAAUAUUAUAGUGGGUAAUGUUGUGUUGUACGGUGCUACAAGUGGUAAGGCUUUCUUCAGAGGCUGUGCUGCUGAGAGAUUCUGUGUUAGAAAUUCGGGUGCAAUCGCUGUCGUAGAGGGUGUUGGUGACCAUGGUUGUGAGUACAUGACUGGUGGCAGAGUUGUUAUAUUAGGAACAACUGGUAGAAACUUUGCUGCUGGCAUGUCUGGAGGAAUUGCAUAUGUAUUGGAUAAGGAAAAGAAAUUUUCACAAAUGUGUAACAAAGAAUCUAUUUCCUUGGAAGCUGUUGUCAAGGAUGUAGAUGUUAAAUUCCUCAAACAGAUUUUGGAGGAAUUUGUGGAAUCGACUGGAUCAAAUGUUGCCAAGGAGAUAUUAGAUGCAUGGCCACAACCACUUGGGAACUUUGUUAAGGUAUUUCCACAUGAAUAUCGAGCAGCCUUGAAAAAGCUAAAUAAAAAGUUAGUACCAGAGUUGAAUUCAGUUAUUAAAGUUGAAAAAAGUGUGACCAAUGGGCCUAGCAUUGUUGAUAUUGAAGACAGUAUUCCAGAUGUUGAAAAAUCACAGAAGAAUCUAGAUCGUAUACUAGAUAAAAAGAAAGGAUUUAUCAAAUAUCCCAGAAAUAAUAAUCAGUAUCGUAAAGUGGAUUCUCGAAUAGGAGACUGGAGUGAGAUACACAACCAUGGAGAAGUCAAGACAAAUAUUAAAAUGCAGGCUGCCAGGUGUAUGGAUUGUGGAGUUCCAUUUUGUCAGUCUACCAAUGGAUGUCCACUUGGGAAUAUUAUUCCAAAAUGGAAUGACUUGGUAUUUCAGGAUAAUUGGAAGGAAGCUCUGGAAAGAUUACAACAAACUAACAACUUUCCAGAAUUUACUGGUAGAGUGUGUCCAGCACCAUGUGAAGGUGCCUGUGUGUUGUCUAUUAAUGAACCAGCUGUGGCCAUUAAAAACAUUGAAUGUACAAUAAUUGACCAUGCAUUCAGUGAGGGUUGGAUCAAAGCAAUCAUACCACAACAUAGAACUGGUAAAAAGGUGUCUGUAGUUGGGAGUGGUCCGAGUGGUUUGGCAGCCGCAGCGCAGUUAAAUAAAGCUGGUCAUGACGUAACUGUAUAUGAAAGAAAAGAUCGGAUUGGUGGGUUGUUGAGAUAUGGUAUACCUACCAUGAAACUAAGUAAACAGGUUGUGGACAGAAGAGUUGCAUUGAUGAAGGAGGAAGGAAUCAAGUUUGUAACAAAUUGUGAAAUUGGAAAAGACAUGUCACCUCAUUCAUUAUUGAAUGAAAGUGAUGCAAUUAUCUUGUGUCUCGGCUCAACAUUACCGAGAAAUCUCCCCAUACCAGGACAUAACUUGGAGGGUAUUCACUUUGCUAUGGAAUUCUUAGAAGGAUGGCAGAAGAACCAGAUGGGCAAUAAUAAUGUGUAUCUGGAUGCUAAAGAUAAAGACGUCAUUGUUAUUGGGGGUGGUGAUACUGGAUGUGACUGCAUUGGAACAUCACUGAGAAUGGGUGCUAAAAGUAUAACAACCUUUGAAAUCUUAGAUGAGCCUCCUGUAGGGAGAGCUGAGAACAAUCCAUGGCCAACAUGGCCACGUAUAUUCCGUGUUGACUAUGGACAUGAAGAAUCCAAAUUGAAGUUUGGAGAAGAUCCCAGACAUUUCUGUAUACUCAGUGAGCAAUUUUUGGAUGAUGGGAAUGGUCACGUAAAAGGCAUUAAGGCACAGAGAAUCAAGUGGACUAAAGGAGUUGGAGGAAGAUUUGAAAUGAAGAAAAUUGAGGGAACUGAGAGAAUCUUCCCUGCUGACAUGGUGUUGAUUGCUAUGGGAUUUUUAGGACCAGAAAACAGUAUUAUAAAUGAACUCAAGUUAAACCAGGACCCUAGGUCUAAUAUACAGACACCAGAAGGCACAUACUUGAGUAGUAUGAAUAAAGUCUUUGCUGCAGGAGAUUGUAGGCGUGGACAAUCUUUGGUGGUACAUGCCAUUAACGAGGGACGCCAAGCAGCACGUCAAGUAGAUUUGUUUUUGAUGGGAGAGACUUCAUUGGCUGGACCUGGUGGUGUCAUCUAAAGAAAACAAUAUUCAGCUGAUCAGAUUUCAUUGGUUGAUAGAACCAUUUGAUUGUCCACAAUCUGUUCUGAUUGGUUGGUGUCUUAUUUACAUAUUGAGAGAGGCUGAGCUGUGUAGUCAGUUACCACAUUGUUUACCAUAUACAUUAUUAAAUGUAAAACACCAGUAUUUCCCUGUGGUCUGUCUAGACAGAUUAAGAAUGCUUAUCCUUAUCCUCAUUCCAAAAGCAUUUUUGAGUAAUUUUCUUGUGAAUAGUUGCUCAUACUGCUUUGAUGUUACAUAUUACCAUGGCAACAAUAUACGUCUUUGGCCAUCAUGAUUGUUCUUUGGAUGGAUAUACAUAUAAUGUGUGUAUGUGUUUUGGUUUAAUUACCUUGAGUACUGGUCUAAGUAUGAAGUACAUGUAUGUUGUUGUUUCUACUCUUAACACAUACUGCAAGUAUAAUAAUAAUUCAAUACAAUGAUUCAAGAAAACACUGAUGUCUUAACGCAUAUGACAAGCAAGUUGCUUACUCCCUCUAUGCAUUCAGUUGAAUACUUCCAUAACAAGAAGUCAAUCCAUAAUAGCCUGUGAGAAGUCUCAAGAGUUGUGUCAAAAAUGGACAAAAAGUACAUUUCAUUGAUAUGUAAUCAUAUCAUUUUUUUUAAUUGUAUAUUUCAAAGUUGAUAUUCUUUUAUUUUUAUUAUUUUACAUAUUUGUUUACUUUUAUGAUAACAUAUCCAUCGUACAUUAAUAAUCUUUUCACCACCAGUUCCCUCUUUUCAUUACAAAUUUACAAAAGAUUUGGACAAAAAUUGCCAAAUUUUUUUAUAGUAAAAACUGAAAAUUGACUCAAAUUUUGUCUGUUGGCUCCACAAUUAGGAUUCAUUUCCAGAAAUAUUGAAUAUUAGCAAAAAAAGUAUAUACAAAUUUGGUUGAGAAAGUCUGGUAGUGAAAAUGUUGAUGUUGUGCAGUGAUAUGUGAAGGAGAUUCAUGAUAUAUCACACAAUUUUAGGGACAGUAGUCAUAUCCGAUUACUGUAGUGCCCUUGCAUAUCCAGUAUUUGUUUGUAUUACAUAUUUUGUUGAAUAAACCAAUAA